AAUGGCGAGUCUGUGCAAGCGGCAGCAAUGCACGAUCGAGAGGCGCGGCUUUCGGCAGGAACUUGACUCGUGGCGGCACAAGCUCAUUCACUGUGUGGGGUUUGAAAGCAUCUUGGAGGGACUGUUUGGGCCGGGACUCAUAAAAGAUCUUACCCUGUUUCAAGAUUGCGAGCCUGAAGGAGUGUCAGACUGGUCGUUCGAUGAAAAUUGUCUUUUCUGCUGCUUAAGACGAGAGAAAGUCAAGGAACACCUAGUUGGCCUAAACAACCAAGUCUUGCUUGCCGGGGACGUCUGCAAACAGGAACAGUCCAAAAUUAACAGGCUAGAGAAGCAAGCAGAAGAGUUCCUCAAUGCUGUCUUUUACAGAAAAGCAGACAUCCCAAGCUUCUCCGAUCCCCACAUUCCUCUAGUGGCUCGCGAGAUAAUGCAGCGAAUGAUCAGGCAGUUCGCUGCUGAAUAUACCUCAAAAACCAGCUCUUCUCAGGACCCCCCCCAGCCCAACGGCACCAAGGACCAAAGCCCGCCAAAAGCGGCCCCCCUGGCCGCGCCUCCUGCCGCUGCUACCGCUGCCGCCGCUGCUACCGCUGCCGUCGCUGCCUCUGCACAGAACCCCGUCCUCAGCAAGCUUCUCAUGGCUGACCAGGACUCCCCGCUGGACCUCACCAUCAAGAAGCCAGAUGUGGAAUCCCUGGACCAAGAUGGUGUGCUUGACCUUUCAACCAAAAGGGGUCACCACAGCACCGGCGGUUCCUCGCUCAGAAACUCUCACGGCUGCUCGACGCCACCCGUAGCGAAAGGUGACCGCUGGAAUUUGAGUCCGACGAAAGUGAGGGAACUGCAGUCUGUCUCUUCUCUGGAGCAGUUCAUGGCCAAGCUGUGUUCUCAUCAUCAGCGGCAAAUGAUUGACGCUCUGAGGUUCUUACAGACAGAAGUCAGGGCCUUGACAGUUUCCCAGUCUCCAUGUUCAUCUGCUGCUGAUGUGACACUGGAGGCAAACCCAUGCUCUAUGUCCCAGUCAGAAAAUGUGGUCAUCCCAUCCUCUACUGAUCAGUCUUCCACCACAGAAAUGGCGGGUGAGUCUGCAGAGGCUGUACAAGAGGAAUUACUACAAACCUCUCAGGCAGCUGCCUUGACCGACACCUCUGCUCCCCACACCUGCUCUAGUGGUCCAGAUAUUCAGCCAAAAGGUUCCCAUGAUUGCAUAGUUUUAGAACCAUCACUGGAGCAAGCAGAAAAGAGAGAACAUGUGCAGCUUGGUGAGCAGAUUCCUGUUAACAGGAGCCCCAGUUCCACUAGACCUGGUGAAUUGCAGAAGGUAGAUGGACUUAUCAGAUCCUCCUCCUCCUCCUCUUUGGCCAUAUCAGAGGAGCAUCACCAUAAUCUUGCCCUCUUGCAUCCAAGUACAGAAGAACUUCACAAAAAGUAUGGACUCGCUGGAUCAAGAGGCUCCCAAGGAGAUCUGUGUGUCAGACCCAGUCCGGUAAAAGUAGCCUCCUCCUCCAUGUCACCCAGGACAGCUCGAAAAAGCAGUAGAGGGUCUUUUGUUCAAACUAGAAAUCCAUCUGUUCAUCAGAUAAAUGACCCUGAUAGUAAGUAUGACAUAGUGUACAUUAGUAAAUCAAUAACGGAGUGUGAACCUGAACCCAGGAAGCACAUUAGCCCUCGACGCAAUGCACGGAAAAGCACAAGAGGCUACAAGUGUGUUGAAGACUGUUUGGAACUGAAAACUGUUCUUCAAGGACCCAGAAAGUCUUCAGAACUCAGUGAAAAGGGCAAUUGUCCAAAUCCGAUGGCAGAGGUCAUCACUACUGUUGCCCCUAAACCAACCAUUUCCAAGCCCGAUGGAAUACCUCCAGUAGAUCUACCAUUUGCAGGAGGCUGUGGCGAGACUGCUGGUCAGAAAACACCUUUGAAAAAAGUGGCAGAGAUGGAAAUUGCUGGAGAUGAAGAUAUGGAAGGGUCUGAGGCAGAGCCGAUGGUAGAAACUAGUCAGACAGACCAACCUAGGCCCAGAGGGCAAGUGUCCCAUCAUUUACAAGCAGAUGAGUCUCACCUUUUGGCAGAAGUCAGCCAAACAGGCCAGACACCGUCGAGAGACCAGUCUUCCUCACAUCUUCAAGGGAGCGAGGUAAAAACUUCACAGUCAGACCAACCUAACCCUGAAGAUGCUGAAAAUGUCUGUUCUCAGGAAAGCGUAUCGAUACCGGUAGAACAUUUGGUCCAGAAUUCUGUUAACCUAGAGAUUCAAGAAUACAGAAAUGAAUGUGGUGGCCCUUUACAAAAUAAAGAGGAACUCACUGACAUGGUGGAUGCAUCUGACCGUCUAUCAACUAUGACAAACCAGCCCCAGGUUGACUCAUUAGUCUCAACAGUUGAUAAUGUCACUGAGUCUCUUUUUGUGGCUCCUCCAGAGAUAAAAGACAUAAGUACUCCUGGUGAUUCUCAACAGCCUUCAGAUGUGAUAUCUCCAAUAGGACUUGUAGAGGUAAAAGAUGAUUUCUUGAGCAGUGCGAGUGAAACUGUUGAUGCAGAUGCUGCUCUCAGAACUGCAGAAGGUCAUCAAGCGGGUGUGACAAAAUCACGUCCAGCAAACACUGCAGAAGCUGUGGAGGACAUGGAAGCUGAUGAAGAGCACCACUUAGGUAGAAAUGAGAGCUUCUGCAGUUUGGCACAAGGGGAUAAUGAGUCGGAAAUGACAUCUGAAAUAGCCUGUACUGAGGAGGAAUCCUCUUCAAUGCCCGUCUCAAUACUGGGGAGUGUUCUGAAAGAGGAAGUUGAGACAAGCACUCAAGAAGAAGGUGAAAGCUCAAAAAGUAAAUCUAUCCCCCCUUCAGACAGAUGUUUGCGGUACAGACCGCAUUUAAUUUCUGCUAAGCACGUGACGCUUUCUAGAAGAUCCAAGAAAACUAGUCCUCAACCAGUUGUUGGACUCCAACACAAGACCUUUGAAAGUGUAUUGUCUGGGGAAUCGCAGAAGUCCAGGGCUUCCAAAACUGCUGUCGCUGGCCACUUGCCUGCUGCUUGCGAUGAUCUGAGCCUUUCGGAGAGCACUACUGAUACUACAGAUAAAAUUCAGUUGUCUUCUGAAGAUAAAUCAAAUGAUUUCAGUGAAGCAGAAUCUAGGGUAAGGACAAGACAAAGCUACAAGUCUUUGUCUCAUGAGGAAGUUACGGAGAAUAAGGGGAUACAGGAUAACAAUGAGUCAUGUGAUGUCAUAAUGGAAAAAAUGGCAACAACCGCAGAGGAAACUGUGACUAUCCCUACCUCAGUGAAAAGUGAAGUUCCUGAUCUUGAUUUUGGUGUGGAUUCUGCAGCAGGACCUUCAGAGCAGUCUGAAGGUAUGUCCUUAAGGAGGGAGAGUAGAAGAAUUGCCAGACCCAUGAGUUCUGGGAUUUUAAUGAACCAUAAAGGGUUGGUACUGAGAUCACAGUCUUUCCAGAAUCCUGUGAGACCACCGGUAGUUCCUGCAGUCCGGAAAACUGAACAAAAUCAUACAGAUAGUUCUGUGAAAGCCAUUGCGGGAAAGGGCUUGCAAUCGCAGAAAAGCAGUCCAGAUCUUUUGGGUUUGCAGACACUUGAUGUCUCUGCACCAGACUCUCCAAAAUUCCUGGAAGUUCUGAAGGACAGUGCCACUCAACAGCUGAUUGCCAAUCUCAAUGCAAGGUAUGACAAGAUGCAGAAAGGCUGGGUCCAGAUGGACAAAGAGGGGCAGCCAAUUGCAAAGCCCAGGAACAGGGGAGACCGCCUGAAAGAUAUCUGGAAAAGUAAGCGCAGGAUUAGGAAACCCAAAUCUUCAGAUGGGCAGAAAUACUCUCCAGUACAGAUGCUCUUCAUGAAGACGUUUGACUUGGCUACUAUCUGUCGCUGGUUUUUACAGUCCACAGAAACCAAAUCCCUCGUCAUUGUUAAAAAGGUCAAUACACGCCUCCCGUCUGAGACUCAGCUUGGCUUUCAGAGCUCUUCUGGAGCCCCAGGUACAUCACGUGGGGUCUUUCCAAGUUUGCAGGCGGAACGCUUAAAAAAGCACUUGAAGAAGUUUCCAGUUGCUUCUCCAGUUAAAAGCAAUCCCAAGAACCAGCAGCUUAUCGCUAAAGCCAGAGAACACAAUGGCUUUCAUGGGAAAGGGGUGGAAAAAGUGAAAGAGCAGACCUCUGCCACCAGAAUUUCCACUAAACCCAAUUGUCAACCUGUGCAACUCCAUACACAGGUUACUGCAGUACAACAGACUGUCCCACCAAGUGCAAACCUCCCUGCUAGUGCGAGGAUUUUAAGAAAAUACUCAAACAUCAGAGAAAAAUUGCAGGGGCAGAGCCAAAAAUUCCAGCACAACAAAAAUGCUCCAGUGAAAACACUGCUCACUCCGAAGCACGUGACCAAAAAGAAACUGGCAUCAGAGCCACGAAAGAAGAGCACAGGAGAUACAAGGUUAAACAAGAACGUACCCAAGGAAGUGAAGGCACCUCUCACUACAUCCAACAGAAGGGCUGUAGCGAUGGGCAUUGUGGAGGUGCAAGGCAGAAACAGAAGUGACAGAUUGUUGACCAUUAAGAGUAGAAAAGAUGAUAAGGCAAUGAAGAGCGAGCCUUCAUCACGGUUACCCAUGAGGCCCGAGAGAUCCUGUGCACCUUCCUCGUGUUCAAAAUCCUUAGUCAGACAUGUGGUUCCAGGAACCACAGCACAUAAAAAAACGAGUGUUUCUAAAGCGCAAAAAAACGAGCCCUUGAAAGCUACGAAGACAAGCUCCAGAGAUGCAAAGGAGCCGAAGGAACCAGUGGACAGCGGCACGGCAGGAACUGAGGUCUCCAGACAAACCAAGAUGGAGACUGCGCCGUUGCCUUUGAAGGCACAAGUGCUUACCAGGUCUCAGAGGAAGAUGGAGGCUGUGCAGAUGGAGAGCGCCGCCUCAAAAUCCCCCCGGAAGCGAAACCAGGAUGUGGCAUCUGCUCCUGUGCCGGCCAAGAGUGCUAGGACUUCGCUUUUGAAAACCGGUAUCUUCCCUGAGCCUGAGUCUGAGGUGCUGCUUUGACCAAAGGAAGGACGUCCGUCAGAAGGUAUUGGGGACACCGGUGUGGAAACUGGAGAUUCUUGUGGACCGGUGCGUUCUCAUGGCCCCUCAGACAAACACAUAGAGAAGUGGUAGUUCUCUAAGGUCACCUAAGACUUUGGAACUUUUCGAAAAUUACGAGACAGCCGAGUCUUCUGGGAAUGGUGGCACUUCAAAUGCAGUUAAUUGAUUGCGUGGUCAUGUGAGAAGAGGACGAGCACAGACGUUUGGCCUUUUUCUGGGCUGGUUGUAAAGUGUUUUUUUUAUUUUUUUUUUUUUUUUUCUAUAAACGCACAAUGCUUGCAAUCAAAGGGGGUGUAUAGUGUAUAGUGGGGUGAUGGAUACAUCUGGUGCCUUAAUGACGUCUACAGCGACUUGAUGCACGGUAGAUGGAGCCAGUGAGAGGGAACAUGUGUCCGUUCACUUUUCUGUCGUGUUGAGACCCAUUUGCCAUUUUUUUUAAAGCUUGCUGAAGAGCAUUAUUUCUGAAGCGUGCACAUUUGGAGGAUGCUUUUUUUUUUUUUUUAAAUUUUAAAAUUCCAGACCAAUGGGGAAAUGGAGAGCAACACAGCUGCAGUACACUUUCUGUGAAGAUUAUUUAAGCAAGAACUUUUGGAAAAAUCACGAUGUACAUGGUGAUUACUCUUCUCAGUGACGCUUCGGCUGGUAGCUUUUUGUUUUCUUUCCGCUGAUGUCCCUGAUGUCAUCGGCAUGAUUGGCUUUUUAUUUCCUUUUGGUUGCUCAUGUGGUGCAGGAUUUUACUCAGAUUUGAGGACUGAGUUCCCUGAAAGCUAAUUUAUGUGUGAUUUAUGUAUCUUAUGUACUAUUUUGUGAUGGGCAUUAUUUAAUCAAAAUUAUUGCCCGAACCAGAUAAUGACUUUGAUGUUAGUGACACCUCUGACUAGCCUUUGUUAUUUAAUAUGUUAUUCAUCUGCUGUUUUUUGUGUAGGUAUUCAUGGCAUUUUGAAAGUAUUUGAGGUGUUUUAAACAGCUUUCAUUUAGACAUCUUUGGAGAGUUCAGUCCCUGCAGAAUCGGACGAUGAAGGAGAGCGGACGUCCUGAACUUCACUUUGACUUCGUCUUCCUGCAGUGCGGUGGCCAAGCCUGCAGCGUUUGUUUGACAUUAUUAACAUGUGAAGGAAUUUAUCUUUGGGUUAAGGUGUUUAUAAAUAUUUCCCAUUCGGAAGCUCAGAGAAAUGUACUUGCUUUGUCUGCAACCGACUUCAGAAAGGCCUCAAUGCAGCUCUUUCAUGUAGAGAAGUAUUUUCUACUUUUUUUUUUUCCCCCCCUUCCUCUGCUUUGCUUUGUUUUACCUUUGCAGUUCCUUUUUUUUUUAUUAUUUUUGUUAUAAAGUGUAUAUUUAUUUUGAGGGUGAAUCUAUGCAUUGACUGUAUGGUACCUCGGGGCUGUCGGAGUGCUUUAGGACGCAGUCACACAGAGUGUUUUAUUUCUGAUUUCAGUGCGCUGUGGCUUUAUUAGCUGUGUGUUUCGUAAGCUCUGUACCUUUAACAGGGACCCUGACAUUGUAAACGAAAAUAUGUAAAUAUGAUAUAGGUGUCAAACAAAAAGGCUUCAAGCAAGCAAAGAUGUGUGCUGUCAAGUGGCUAUAAGGGCUCCCAUGAAAGUGCGAGCUGUGGCAUAUUCUGGAAUUGGGCUCCCAUCGGCGACACAUCAGCACGAUUCCGGGGGGUGGAAACCCACAAAGAAUGGUUGCCAUCUGUCACCUUUAUCUGUCCAUCUCUGUGUCCACUUAUAGAGAUGGCUCUUGACCUUUGACCUCUAAUGGAAGUCGUCAAGGCCUUUUCUCACAGUACAUCUGUGUUGAUCGGUUGUACUCUGCGGACUUGUCUUGUUUCUAUUAUUUACCUUACGAGUAUGAGCUCAUUUAGUUUAUUAUACGCAUAUUGAUGACUUUUCUCCUGAAAAUGUGGGUUCCAAAGAUUCACCGCAGUAAAUAAUCUAUGUGCCCCUAUAUUCUUUUAGUGAUUGUUACUGAUGUCAUUUUUGUUCGUGUUUCAUUUUCAAGAUGUUUAUUUCUGAGUGGGGUUGCAUGUAAACACAAGCUCAAGGCCAGCAAAGGCUCCCACUCAAUCCUUAGCAGGAUGGCUUGUGCGGGUUCGAGUGGGUGUGGCAAGGAAGCCGAGAUGCUCAGUGGAUAGGUGGGCAGGUUCACAAAUGAAAUGGCUCCUUUCUUUGUCGCUCAUUUGCAUAUUUAUUGUUCACUGUAAACCCCCUCUGUUUUACCCGGGGAUUUUUUGCAAACACACACAAACACCAUCUUCAUGUCUGUUGUAGCGGUAAGUUAUUCACAGUACUUUCAAGUCGAAGGUGUAAUAUAUAGACAUAGAUAUAAGCUAUUAGUGUUAUAAAUACAGAUGUUAUGCUUCAGCUGAAAAUAAUGUAUCAAAGGUGAUUAUAUAUUCAGAUGUUUAUCAACAUUGUUGUUGUUAUGGAGCACUGGUGAGUUGGGAGGUCAACUUACCUGAGAGGGGUUGGGUAGCAGCUCCUGUUAGGUGUUUUUCUUUUUUUGGCUGAGUGGGUUGAGGGUUAGAAACGGUGAGAGCGGAGGGCUGCAGCCGCACGCAGAGGCGGAGUGGUGCACUCGCACCCUAGCGGAGCUCUGGGCACCUCCUCACGCUCCUGGUGUUGCUUUUCAAGGUUCGAGACCCAAAAGCGCUCGCUCGCUGACAUAAAGGGCCCGACAGAGUGUGGGGCGGAGGCUGUGGGUGUGGGUUCACGCCCCGCUCACUAUGCGCUCCACCCUCCGUUUGCAGGGUUGUUGAGGGGGUGGGGGAGGACAAUGAAAGAGAAAAAGGGGGUGGGGGUGGGCUCUGCCAUGUUUUAUGGCUGCACUGGUCCAUAAAUCACAAUUUCAUUAAAUGCUCUGAGCUCAGGCUUUUGGAUUCUCCUUUUAUCUUCGGUCCCCUGGGAAUGCAUCGGCGUUUUGCCCCACCCCCGCCCUCCUCGUUCGGUUUUGUUUUUCCUGCACAGUCACUCCACACAGAACAAUCCAGACAUGCCAACAAUAUUUUUAUUUAUCAGCUUGCCCAGUAGCUGGAAUCGUAGUGGGACGAAGUCAAUGGGGGGUGGGGUCAGUCACAUGUGAUGAGUUUGAGCUGUAGCAAUAUGAUGCAAUUUUAACAUUUCCAUACAUGUCACCAUAUUGAUAAGUUUUAUGUUUGCGGGGUGAGGAACUUGAUUUUUUUUCAUUUGCUAAUCUGGGUUUGGUUGUAGAGUCUUCAGUUUAUCUUUGGAAAUCACAUUAGUGUAAAUAAAAGCAAUAUUGUGUGUGUCUAUAUAUAAUAGAGGGACAAACGUAUGAAGAAAUACACGCAUGUGAACACCUGUGUUUGUGCCCUGGUCACGUCACUCCUGUGGCUUUCAGCUGUCGGCCGGAGAGUGUAUAAAUAUAUUUGAUCACUUCUGUGAAAAACAUGCAAAGGUGACAAUGUUCCUGAAGAUUCUGCUGAAAUGACCACGACUUUGUGACUUUUUGUAGAUAUCAGGUUUCAAUGUUUUGGCACAAAUUAGGUUCAGCCUCGUUGGUAUAUUUUUACAUCGUGUCCUUUCCAGCACGGUGCCCUCACAACUGGUAACGUGAAGUCUGUGAAGAAGGUGCAAACAGGGAGACGUUGUCCGAGUAGCAUUAGUGCUGAGAGGAUCAGGUGUGUGUAGGUGUGUGCGUGUGUGUGACUGAGGGAGAGAGAGUUUAACUGACAGCAUACAGUUCAGAAUAUAUUUAUGGAGGAAUUAUGGGGGGGAGGAGACUUCCGCAAGUCUGAGUCCAGCUGACAUUACACAGGGUGGGAGCGGUCAGCGGGUCACGAGGACCGUGUUGGGUCACCUGUCACACCUGCGGCAGUGAAGUUUACCGUGGGCAUGACGGCGCUCAAAGAAGUGGGAGGAAGCAUUAAGCCAGAGAACUGGAGAUGUCAGAGCAGCACGGUGGACGGGGCGGCGAUGAGAGCAAACGGCGAUGCGAGCGUGUGCGUGUGCGUGUGCGUGCGCGCACGUUUGUGUGUUCCGUCGGACCAUCGAGUGCGCCGCGUCACGGGACGCAGGAGAGAAACCGGCCUCUGCACAUACAUCACGUCCGCGGGUUGUUUUCGUUUCACAUACUAUGUAUUUCUAACUGGUGUCCAUUAAAAAUUGUUUUAAAAAGUGUGUGUACUUGUGGGUGGUGUGUGUACCUGUCAUCUGACUGCCUUCCUCCUCCCUCCUCAUGAAUGAAUCAUUAAACAUUUAAGAGCUCAGCUGUGGCCUGUGUGUGUGUUCAGCUUCAUUUCCUUCACACACCUUUGGCUCUUUUGGAAAACUGAACAAAUCUUGGCGAUGCUGUAGGGUAGUAACUGACAUUUGCCCCAGUGAAACGUCUCUAGAGCGAUUCUCGCCAAUAGAGCGAGACCCCAGUUUUGGUACCAGGAAGUAAGUGGACACACAUUGAAUAGUAGGCUUCACAUCUGUGCAUUUAGACCAUAGUACAAUGGUGUAAAUGUAACAGGCGAGUGGGAUCCUUUCACAUUCUACGACUAAUAUAGAACUAGGAUGUUUCCUCCGACGUGCCAGUUCAUGAAGAGGGACACGUGCCGCCUUUGUGUGCCCAAAAACUGGGGAGUGGGUAUGAAUGGACCCGUGUGGCACAGGGGGUGUCACAUGAUCACGAUCAUUACCGCCUCCUUCAUAAGCACACUCAAUAUGUGGAACUAUUUUUAUUUUUACAACUUCAUUUGUACAACUGGAUAUUUACUGACAAGUACUAGUUAAGUGCCUUGUUCUGGGGUUUAACUGGGACCCAAGUGUACAAUCUGUGGUCCAGCUCAGCUAGUUAACCACUCUGCCACCUGCUGUUCAAUACAACACACACACACACACACACACACACACACACACACACACACACACACUGUACCUGCAGGCUGGGGGACAAACCUGUAGCCAUCUUCAACAUACGAAGUACAUUCAAAGUGAAAGUGGAACAUAAUGGCAGUGAAGAGAGUAAAAUCUCUUGCUCUCGCACCAUUUUCAGGUUCCGGAUCACGUCCACGUUCUGCUGCUGAGUCUCCUAAAGCGACGCUGCUGUCGCUGCUGUCGCUGAGCAAGUCCUGAUAGGCGGCGCUCUAGACGUCCACUGGACAGACAGCGAGCAGCGGGGGGACUUUGGGAGGGAAUCGUCUCUCCGCCUCCUCGUUCCUUCAUAUCACUUGUAAAUCCCCAAAUUCACGUCAAUCAUGUGCAGUCAUUGCAGCACAAAUUCCACACUGCACUUAUCCGGGUCCACAGAAACAUCCUGCACUGUAAGAAGCGUAAGAUAACGUGCUUUUUACCAUGUUCGCCACACAGCGUCGGAAUAGCAUGAAGAGGUAACACUUCGAAGCUGCAGUUUUGGGCUUAGUAGCGGGAAUGCACUAUCUCAUUACAAAUGCUUCAUAGUUGUUUCCAUCCUUUUUCUUUUUUCUACUAAUAACUGGCAAAAUGUGCCUUAUUUUCAGGUCAGGAAAAACAGUUUUAAAAAAAAGCGCACCAACUGGAAAUAGAUAUAUUCACAAGUAGGACAACAUGUACAAUAUUUCGAUGUAACUGCCUCCCCUGGAACAAGACCAUCCAUUUGCUAUUCGGUUUUGGCAAUUUACAAACUGGCUUGUUGGAGUGAGUGCAGAAAAACAGGAAGGAAAAAAAAAGAUGAACUAGGGAAACCCAGCAAAAUCCACACUGCUGCUCCUGGCUUCCAUGAAAACACCCAUUUAUACUCAACAUAUAAAAAUACUAUAUGAAAUGAAAUAGAAAUAGAAAUAUAUAUAUAUUAGCAUCUGUUAGGCAUUUCUGUAUAAAGAGGGCUAAAGAAGUUACAUCAGGAAAUACAAUAAUAUAACAAAAUAAAAAUAAAAAACCCAAAAACAAUAAAAAAAAAAAAAAAAAACAUUCUGC
Molecule: messenger RNA, 10969 nt
Organism: Scleropages formosus (Asian bonytongue)
Lineage: Eukaryota; Metazoa; Chordata; Actinopteri; Osteoglossiformes; Osteoglossidae
Product: ligand-dependent corepressor-like
Exons: 7
Coding region: 2-5026 (1674 amino acids)
Biological process (GO): regulation of transcription by RNA polymerase II
Cellular component (GO): nucleus
Molecular function (GO): DNA binding
Source: RefSeq, a predicted model, not a curated record